Molecule: messenger RNA, 2195 nt
Organism: Gadus chalcogrammus (walleye pollock)
Lineage: Eukaryota; Metazoa; Chordata; Actinopteri; Gadiformes; Gadidae
Exons: 2
Coding region: 291-1214 (307 amino acids)
Source: RefSeq, a predicted model, not a curated record
CACGCCCCCUUCAGUGAGGCAGAGGUUACGUUUGCCUUCCCUAUGUGCUUUUUCACUGCGGUUUUAUGACAGAUCAGCAAGACUAAAUACCAUACAUGCAUUUGCAUACCUGAGCUUAAACACCAAAACUGACUAGUGUGCCUUCUAAAUAUCUAUGCAUGCAUGCAAUGAGGCUAUUGGGAAUUAAAAUCUUACUUUCAGAUGUUAUGACUACUUUGUAGGCAGUAAUGGCAAGCUGUGGAGUGAAUACAUGAGUUUAAAAUGUUUCUUUUCUCCCCCCUCUGUCCCAAAUGUUUAGAUAUGAAGAAUACCUGCACUCUAAAGCAGCUCCAACGCAAGACUCAAGCCAGCCGCAGAUAUCCCAGUUUGUCACAAGCAGCAAGCAACAGUAUACGUCAAGCCAUCCCCAGCAGAACGCCAUCACACGUUCAGUACUUUCAGACCUGGUAAUUGAUUGCAACUUGCCCUUGUCCAUCAUAGAGCACCCAGGUUUUCGGCGCUUCUUGUCUGUUGUUGACACAAGGUACAGCCCUGUAAGCCGAAGAACUCUUACAUCAAAAUUGGAUGGCGCAGUGCUGGAAAAGCAAACAAAAUUAAAGAAUAGUCUUGCAAAUGUUGAAGAUAUAUCAGUUACAGUUGACAUAUGGUCAGAUCGCAAGAUGCGGGGCUUCUUAGGAAUUACUGCCCACUGGUUGGAUGAUGGAGAAAGUGGAAUAGUCCUGAAAUCCGCUUUGCUGGCUUGUAAUAGGUUCAGCGGUUCCCAUACAGGGGAAAGAAUUUGUGAGGAAUUCGAGCAAAUAUGUGAGGAGUACCAGAUCAAGAGAAAGCUAUUGCACAUUAUAUGUGAUAAUGCUGCAAAUAUGAGAAAAGCAUUCAGCACUUGUUUUCCACAACAUGGAGGCGAAGAGGAUGAAGAGGAGGAAGGAGUUGAGGGCGAUGACAUGUGGACAGACUUGCCAGUUGAAGACCAAGAGAGGGUGGAUCUUUUUCUCCAAACUAAAGCUCAGACAAGACAGCAGUGUUUUGCCCACACGCUGCAGUUAGUUGUGGGGGACGGCUUAAAAGACACCAAAAUAGCUAAUGCAGCUCUUGCGAAGGCCUGCAAAUUGAGCAGCUUACUCCACAGCAGUACUUCUUUCAAGGACAUUUUUGAGAGAGAGUUUGGGCAAUCUGGCAUUCCCUUCAGUUGUCACACGUUGGAACUCAACGCUUAGGCAAUUGAAAGCAGUCCUGAAAUGUGACGCCAUGAAGCUCACAGCCAUUCUUCAAGAGUCUGGACACAAAGAGACAGCAUUCACAUCAAGAGAAUGGAGUCAAAUUCAAGAGUUGGUGCGUGUCCUUGAGCCUUUUGCCGAGGCCACCGACCUCACUCAAGGUGAAAAAAUGGUAACUAUAAGUGCAGUGGCCCCCUGUGUCCUCUCCCUCAACCACCACCUGGAAAACUUAAAAGGCACUUUGUGCUACUUGGGGGGCUUCAUCAAAACCUUACAGACAUCUCCUCAAAGGAGGUUCAAGGGGAUCUUCGUAAAUGUGAAGAUGGCAGAAAACUCAUCAUCUGAUAGCCAGCCAUUGCCCUUCUCUGACCCACUGUAUCUGAAGGCAGCCAUGCUGGAUCCUUCUUUUGGCAGCAUGUGGGUGACACAUGAUGUUUUGGUCGAUGACAACACUAAGGAGGAGGUGUUAAAGAUGAUCAAAGACUUCAUUCUGAAAGAUGCAGUGAAAGUCGGCCCAACAACCCCACGCGUAGAAGAGGAGGAAGAGGUCCAGGAGACAGAGCCUCAGUCAAGCCUCUUUGCGUCCUACCAUAGCAAGAGACAAAAGAAGGAUUCAGCUUCAACGCCUCAUAUGCAGCUCACACACUUCUUGGAGAUUUGUAGUGGACAGGACUGCCUCCACUUCUGGACACUAAACAAGCACACCCUUCCGUCUCUCUUCAUGGUUGUGGUAAGACUGUUGCAUGUUCCUGCAUCCAGUGCCCCGGUUGAACGUGUGUUUAGCCAUGGCGGGGUGAUCAUGAGACCCCAUCGGUCACAACUCAGUGCAAAAGUUUUGACAAAUUUGAUUUUUUGCAAGUGUAAUGGCCAUUUGUAAUGGCUCACAACUGUCAGUUGUUCGGAUGAACAUGUUCUGAUGUUCACCCCCUCUCUCUCUCUCUCUCUCUCUCUCUCUCUCUCUCUCUCUCUCUCUCUCUCUCU